GAGCGUUGUUUGCACUUGUGUUUUUUUAAAAAAAAAAAAUACUCCAGAAGGCAUGGAGUGGUUCAUCGCGUGGGUGCUGCUGUGGGGGCUCGCUGCCGCGCAGCACCAUCCACACCUCCGGCACGGCAGGACGGCCAUGGUGCACCUCUUUGAGUGGCGCUGGGAGGACAUCGCGGCCGAGUGCGAGCGCUUUCUGGGGCCCAAUGGUUUCGGGGGAGUUCAGAUCUCACCUCCCAACGAGCACAUCGUACUGAACAAUCCAUGGAGGCCAUGGUGGCAGAGGUACCAGCCGGUGGGAUACAACCUGUGCUCCAGGUCCGGUGAUGAGCGUGAGCUGCGAGACAUGGUGAAGAGGUGCAACAAUGUCGGGGUCAACAUCUACGUGGACGCCGUCAUCAACCACAUGUGUGGGUCGGCCGGCGGCGAGGGGAACCACUCGUCAUGCGGGACCUGGUUCAGCGCCAGCACCAAGAACUUCCCCGACGUGCCCUUCAGCAGCUGGGACUUCAACGACCACAAAUGCAGGACGAACAGCGGUGAAAUCGAGAACUACGGGGAUGCUAAUCAGGUGCGUGACUGCCGCCUGGUGGGCCUUCUGGACCUCGCACUGGAGAAGAAGUACGUCCGAGAUAAGGUGGCAGAGUUCAUGAACGAGCUAAUCGACAUGGGCGUGGCCGGGUUCCGGGUGGACGCCUGCAAGCACAUGUGGCCUGGAGACCUGGAUGCCGUCUAUAGUCGUCUGCACAACCUCAGCACCAAAUGGUUUGCAGAAGGCUCCAAACCCUUCAUUUUCCAGGAGGUUAUCGACCUCGGAGGCGAGUCUAUCUCAUCGCGCGAGUACACCCAACUCGGACGAGUGACCGAGUUCAAAUACGGCGCAAAGCUAGGAACCGUUUUCCGAAAAUGGCACGGAGAGAAGUUGUGCUACACAAGAAACUGGGGCGAAGGCUGGGGUUUCAUGCCCAACGGCGACGCCGUCGUCUUCAUCGAUAACCACGACAACCAGCGAGGCCACGGCGCAGGCGGGGCGUCCAUCAUUACUUUCUGGGAUCCGAGACUCUACAAGAUGGCCAUGGGGUACAUGCUGGCCCACCCUUACGGCGUAACCAGGGUCAUGUCGAGCUUCCGCUGGAACCGCCACAUCGUCAAUGGAAAGGAUCAGAACGACUGGAUUGGGCCACCGAGUCAUAGCGACGGAAGCACCAAGUCUGUUACCAUCAACCCCGAUCAGACCUGCGGGGAUGGAUGGGUGUGUGAGCACAGAUGGCGACAGAUCAAGAACAUGGUCAUUUUCCGCAACGUGGUCAACGGACAGCCUCAUAGCAACUGGUGGGACAACCAGGGUAACCAGGUCGCCUUUGGCCGCGGUAAUCGGGGCUUCAUCGUCUUUAACAAUGACAACUGGGACCUGGACGUGACCCUGAACACUGGCAUGCCCGGCGGCACCUACUGCGACGUCAUCUCUGGCCAAAAGGAGGGAGACAGGUGCACGGGAAAAAUGAUCCAGGUCGGUGACGACGGUCGCGCCCAAUUCCGGAUCAGCACCCGAGACGAGGACAACUUUGUGGCAAUUCACGCCGAAUCCAAACUGUAAAUUGAACAGACUAUCGCGAGCUAUGAACUCAAGUGCCAUUAAAGGGGCUUUGUGGUGAAAGGCUCUCUUC
Molecule: messenger RNA, 1664 nt
Organism: Syngnathus acus (greater pipefish)
Lineage: Eukaryota; Metazoa; Chordata; Actinopteri; Syngnathiformes; Syngnathidae
Gene: amy2a
Product: amylase alpha 2A
Exons: 8
Coding region: 53-1594 (513 amino acids)
Biological process (GO): carbohydrate metabolic process
Molecular function (GO): alpha-amylase activity; cation binding
Source: RefSeq, a predicted model, not a curated record